AUGGCAAAAAGUGGAGCGAAGAGAACAAAAAAAUCUCGAGAAAAGUUAGAAAAGGACAAAGUAAGUUCAUCAUUACCUAAAUGUGAUAAGAAGAAAAAAGUCCUUGUUCAACAUCUUGCACAAACGUUUGGUCUACUGCCAAAAACUACUCAUCAUCGUGUCUCGGUUCAACUACCUAAAAAAUUAAAAAAUGCUAUUUUCAAGUUCUAUAUUCGAGACGAUGUGUCUUAUCAAUGUCCAGGAAAGAGAGAUACGAUUGUCAUGAAAGAAGAUAAUGGACAAAAGACGACACAUCAUAAAACGAUUUUACUCAACAAUAUACGUGAGAAUUAUGAACUUUUCAAAGAAGAAAACAAAAAUGUUAAUGUUGGCCCAUCUGCUUUUGCUAAUUUGAGACCACCAUUCGUCAUUCCAAAAGCGGCAUUGGCUCAUAGAUCUUACAUUCGGUCGAAAAGUGAAGGCUUCUCAUUUGCUUUGCCAUCUUCCGAUAUAAGUCAUGACAAAUACGUUGUCAACUCAGCUUUAGAAUUAAUUUUAAAUCAUAUAAAAACUAUAUUACCAAAUCUGAAAGAAGUCAGCUUUUUCAAUGAGGGCGCAGCCUCACAAUUUAAACAACGUUUUCAUUUUAGAAAUCUCAUUCGACUCUCUUCUGAAUACAAAAUUAGAACGAGCUGGCAUUUUUUCGCAACGUCACAUGGAAAAGGUGUUGUGGAUGGCAUUGGUGGUAGUAUAAAACGAGUUGAUUGGUCCGCAGUAUUAGGCGGAGAUGUUUGUCGUUGGGCACCUGACUUUUUAAAAAUUGCCGCGGAAAAUAACCAAAACAAUCAUUUUAAUGGAAAUCAUCAAAAAUGA
This is a messenger RNA of Didymodactylos carnosus, 852 nucleotides long. The record is from the annotation of a GenBank genome assembly. NCBI's taxonomy places the organism in Eukaryota, Metazoa, Rotifera, Eurotatoria, Philodinida, Philodinidae.